CAGCAGACAACGCGCAGGCCCCAGGUGACCACUUUCUGCCGGGCCCCGCCAUCUCUUGAGGCAGUUAUUUGGGGAGCCGAAGCCGGGGCGCUGACGGGAGGGCUCCCUGCAGCCGCCCGCCGCGGUCCUCCGGGAGCCGAGUCCCGCCUGGAGCACGAGCGCCCGGAAGCGUGAGGACGCGGGUGGAAAGUUGGGGGUCGGGGCCGCGGAGCGGCGAGCCCGGCAGCAGGGCCGGUGUCCGCGUCUCAUGAAUAUGCAGGAGCCACCUCCCUCCCUCCGUGACGUCACGGGCCGUCCCGGGGUGAGCGCUGGAGCCGCUCCGGGUCCGCGCCAGUGAGCGCGGCUGCCGGCGGCGAGCGAGCGGCGCGGCAGCGGGCAGCGGAGGCCGAGCGCGGCGGCGCCCGAAGCGCAACCAGCAGGCAAAGCGAGGCGGCCGCGGCCCGGCGGGCACCAGCAGACGAGAGCCGGCGCGGGCAGCAGGCGGCAGCGGCAGCUUGUUGGCGGCGGCGGCGAGGAUGCGGACCGGGAGGCUGUGCUGGGUGCCGCUCCUGCUGGCGCUGGGUGUGGGGAGCGGCAGCGGCGGCGGCGGCGGGGGCAGCCGGCGGCGCCGCCUCCUCGCGGCUAAAGUCAACAAGCACAAACCAUGGAUUGAGACUUCAUAUCACGGAGUCAUAACUGAGAACAAUGACACAGUCAUUUUGGACCCACCACUUGUCGCCCUGGAUAAAGACGCACCAGUUCCUUUUGCAGGGGAAAUUUGUGCCUUCAAGAUCCAUGGCCAGGAGCUGCCCUUCGAGGCCGUGGUGCUCAACAAGACGUCAGGAGAGGGCCGGCUGCGUGCCAAGAGCCCCAUCGACUGCGAGCUGCAGAAAGAGUACACGUUCAUUAUCCAGGCCUAUGACUGUGGCGCUGGGCCCCGGGAGACGGCCUGGAAGAAGUCUCACAAGGCUGUGGUCCACAUCCAGGUGAAGGACAUCAAUGAGUUUGCUCCCACCUUCAAAGAGCCAGCCUACAGGGCAGUUGUGACGGAGGGGAAGAUCUACGACAGCAUCCUGCAGGUGGAGGCCGUUGACGAGGACUGCUCCCCCCAAUAUAGCCAGAUUUGCAACUAUGAAAUCGUCACAACUGACGUGCCUUUUGCCAUCGACAGAAAUGGCAACAUCAGAAAUACUGAGAAGCUGAGCUACGACAAGCAACACCAGUAUGAGAUCCUGGUGACCGCCUACGACUGUGGACAGAAACCCGCUGCUCAGGACACGCUGGUGCAGGUGGACGUGAAGCCAGUUUGCAAGCCUGGCUGGCAAGACUGGACCAAGAGGAUUGAGUAUCAGCCCGGCUCAGGGAGCGUGCCGCUUUUCCCCAGCAUCCACCUGGAGACUUGCGACGGCGCUGUGUCCUCCAUCCAGAUCACCACAGAGCUGCAGACCAAUUAUAUCGGGAAGGGCUGCGACCGGGAGACCUACUCUGAGAGAUCCCUUCAGAAAUUAUGUGGAGCCUCGUCUGGCAUCAUCGACCUCUUGCCGUCCCCCAGUGCUGCCACAAACUGGACAGCAGGACUGCUAGUAGACAGCAGCGAGAUGAUCUUCAAGUUUGAUGGCAGACAAGGGGCCAAGAUCCCUGAUGGGAUUGUGCCCAAGAACCUGACAGACCAGUUCACCAUCACCAUGUGGAUGAAACAUGGCCCCAGCCCUGGUGUGAGAGCCGAGAAGGAAACCAUCCUCUGCAACUCAGAUAAGACUGAAAUGAACCGGCAUCACUACGCCCUAUAUGUGCACAACUGCCGCCUCGUCUUCCUCCUGCGCAAGGACUUUGACCAGGCUGACACCUUCCGCCCGGCAGAGUUCCACUGGAAGCUGGACCAGAUAUGUGAUAAAGAAUGGCAUUACUACGUCAUCAAUGUGGAGUUUCCCAUAGUUACCUUGUACAUGGAUGGAGCAACAUAUGAACCCUAUCUGGUGACCAACGAUUGGCCCAUUCAUCCAUCUCACAUAGCCAUGCAACUUACAGUCGGCGCUUGUUGGCAAGGAGGAGAAGUCACCAAACCUCGCUUUGCUCAAUUCUUUCACGGAAGCCUGGCCAGUCUCACUAUCCGCCCUGGCAAAAUGGAGAGUCAGAAGGUGAUCUCCUGCCUGCAGGCCUGCAAGGAAGGACUGGAUAUUAAUUCCCUGGAAAGCCUCGGCCAAGGAAUAAAGUACCACUUCAACCCCUCGCAGUCCGUCCUGGUGAUGGAAGGUGACGACAUUGGGAACAUCAAUCGUGCGCUCCAGAAGGUGUCCUACAUCAACUCCAGGCAGUUCCCGACGGCGGGUGUGCGGCAUCUGAGAGUCUCCUCCAAAGUCCAGUGCUUUGGAGAAGAUGUGUGCAUCAGUGUCCCUGACGUGGAUGCCUUUGUGAUGGUGCUGCAGGCCAUUGAGCCCCAGAUCAGCCUCCGGGGCACAGACCGCCUCUGGAGACCCGCCGCCCAGUUUGAAAGUGCCCGAGGGGUGACCCUCUUCCCUGACCUCAAGAUCGUGAGCACCUUCGCCAAAGCCGAAGCCCCGGGUGACCUGAGGACCACAGCCCCCAAAUCAGCAGUCUUAGAAGAAAUGCUUCACAACUUAGAUUUCUGUGACAUUUUGGUACUUGGAGGGGACCUGGACCCAAGACAGGAGUGCUUAGAACUCAACCACAGUGAGCUCCAUCAGCGACACCUGGAUGCCACCAAUUCCACAGCAGGCUACUCUAUCUAUGGUGUGGGCUCCAUGAAUCGCUAUGAGCAGGUGUUGCAUCACAUCCGCUACCGUAACUGGCAUCCAAGUUCCCUUGAGGCCCGGCGGUUCAGAGUCAAGUGCUCAGAACUCAAUGGACGUUAUGCUAGCAAUGAGUUCAACCUGGAGGUCAGCGUCCUCCAUGAGGCCAGAGUCUCAGACAAGGAGCACGUCAACCACCUUAUUGUGCAGCCUCCCUUCCUGCAGUCUGUCCACCACCCUGAGUCCCAGAACAGCAUCCAGCGAAGUUCAGUGGUCCCAAGCAUCGCCACAGUGGUCAUCAUCAUUUCUGUGUGCAUGCUGGUGUUUGUCGUGGCCAUGGGCGUGUACCGGGUCCGGAUUGCCCACCAGCACUUCACCCAGGAGACGGAGGCUGCCAAGGAAGCGGAGAUGGACUGGGACGACUCUGCGCUCACGAUCACAGUCAACCCCAUGGAGAAACAUGAAGAACGAGGGCGUGGAGAAGAGACUGAGGAGGAGGAGGAGGAGGAAGUAGAGGAAGACGUGAGCUCCAGCAGCAGUGAGUCAGAGGACAGCGAAGACGAAGAGGAGGAGGAAGGGAUAGGCAAGGGCAGACAUGGGCAGAGCGGAGCCAGGCACACCCAGCUGGAGUGGGACGACUCGGCCCUGCCCUACUAGCAUCCUGCUGCCUAUGCCCACCCACACGUCUCUUUUGUAAGCCCCACCCGAUGUACGCCCAAGUCUAUCACAUGUCGCCUCUGAUUCCUAUGACAGGUCUGGGCAGGCCUCCCCCAGCGUCCUGGAAGCCACCCGUUAGGCCUUGGAUACUCCCUGGGUCCCAGCCUUGCAAAGGGUCCAGACUCCCAGGGUUGUCAUUAGUGGGGACUUCCAGGGGGACUUUGUCCUGUAGCCCCCCACAUCUGCCCUGGGCUCAGCCAGCAUCCUGUCAGCCAGUCUGCAGAGUUCUGCCUGUGCUCUUCUCUGCAGGGGAGAAAGUCAGCCUUUAUGUCGCUCACCUCCCCCGACUCCCUGUGCCCAGGGCCCUUGGGUUCCAGCUCGCUGUGUGUGCACCUGCCCCUGUCUCCUCUUCCACAUAGACCAGCAGUUUCUCCUUACCUGACUCUUCAAGAUGGCUUCACACAGGCAAGAUGGUCAGAUAACACACACAAGAGGUCUCCGUUCUUACAGGAAAGUCCUUGUUGAGGCAGAAUUAAUGUAGAGGGAAAGGGUCAUGCACAUGCAUGCACCCAUUCACUCUCCCUUUCCUUUUGUCCUUUCUGUGGUCACAUAAGCUUAGAUGAAAAGUCCAAAACCAAGAAGAGGUCCUUGGCCACAGCAGGGACUGGUCCCCAGCCAGAGCGCUCUGGCAGCCUGCCUUGGCUGCCCUGCUGGGGGCUGCCCCCACACGGUAUCACAGGAACCAGGAAGCACUCCACAGAGGCAUUGCCCCAGGCGACAGCAUGACAAGCAUGACCCAGGGACCAGAAGGAAGGGCUGAUAUGAGGAGCAGCUGAGCAUCAUGGUGGGCACAGAACUGGGGGAUGGUGUGGUGUGGUCACCCCACCCAGAAGGCAGCCGGUGGUUGACAAAGCUCGCAGCAUCUAGCCUUAGGGUCCCUCGUCACCUGUUUUCAUGCUGUUUUGCCUCCUGAGAAAAUGCAUCCCUCUCAGAUGUAUCUGGACUGUCAUCAACUGCGCCGAAAUCUAAAAUGAAAGUUUGGAGAUUUGAAUGCUAGGAAUUAGGAGCAUAUCUGUGAUAGUAACAGCUGCUUCUUUAUCCUUCUCAUAAAAGGAGCAACACUUUGGGUGAAGGGCAAAUAUAUCCGAAAACCUAAUUUCUUUCUUUCUUGUUUUAAUAAGAAAAUCUUUUCCACCUCCAUCCUAACAUGGACACAUCAAGAGGAGAACUGUUGCUAUAGUAACUCGUCUGUGCUCUUUUGUGACCAGGAGAAUAGCAGGCAAAAACAGGGCCAUUCUAAGACUUCCGCAAGGCUCUGAGACUGUUUUGAAUGUCUCUGGCUUUGUCCUCAGUCUGUACAAUCUGCCCCUGUCCUCUCACCCCCCCCCCCCAGCCCAGCCCCUAUUGGCAGAGGCACAGAGCCUGGCCCUUAGACACAGUGGCAUUCAGGUUCAAAAGAAAGUUGAGAAUUCAACUAUUCCCCCAUGUCACUGAAACAGAGCUUAAGGGGGUCCAUCAUCAGUGUCCUCUAGUUUGACCUCCAUCCAUGACCAGCCCCUGCAACCUUCUGAUUCAAGCAAACUAACCUGAUGCAGUUUUUUUCCACCACUGAAAGUGGUUUUUGCAUAUCUAUUCCCUCCUUUCAGCCUCACCACAAUUCCACUGGGGAGUUGAGACAACUACUGUCAGGCACAUUUUCGGGUUCAGAGCUUCAGCACCUUGCUCAGAGCCAUUCAGAGUUAGAGACAAGACCAGACUCCCCACCUUCCACUCUUGGUCCAGUGUCCACCACCCCGCUUCUACGUAUACUCCUAUUUAUAUGGCUCACAGGCAUUGCUGAGGACCUACUAUGUGCUAAGCACUCAACCAGCAGCCCUAUGAAAUGCUAAAGCUGAGUAAGAUGAGCACCUCCCCUCCAAGGAGAUAAUCAUUGCAGAGGGGGAACCAACAGGCAUAGAAAUUAAAUGAAACAGACACAGAGCAGGGAGAGAAGUCAUAGGAGGAAGAGGCACACAAUCACAAAAUCAGUGCUCUUAUUUUUCCCUUCUCAGGGAAAAAUGCAGGCAGAAGUUUGGGAUUUUAUAUUCAUUGACUGGAAAUAGACACUUCAGUGAGUUUUCCCAACCAAAACACCCUUUUUGUAUCAGGCUGUGUCUGCACAUCUACAAUGAGAAAAUCUCUAACACUGCUUAGUCCCCAUCAUUCCUGUCAUUAAAUUAAAAAAAAAGAUUCUCCAGUUGGGCACUUAGGAACUAACAAAAUUCUCCCAAAAUUAUGGCAGUAAAAGCAAAUUUAUGGUUUAAAACCAAUUUUUUGUUGUUAUUCUUAAGAUUAUUUUUAAUGUUUCGAGUUUUUAAAUUCUCUAAACAUAGAGUUUAUUAGUUUCAGGGGUAGAAUUCAGUGAUUCAUCGCUUACAUACAAUAUCCGCUGCUCAUCACAACCAAUUCUUUUUCAACUGAAUUUCUAUUUAAAAUAUUCUGAUUUUCAUGAGAGCACCUUGCAGAGUCCUUUUGGUUUGGUUGUGGGUGGGAAGGGUUUCUUCAUGCCCCCUGGCUAUCUCCAGUGGUUGCAUCACUUACACAUGGUUGAGCGGGUUAUUUGGAGCAUAAUUUGGGAGAUCAGAUGAAAGUGGCACUUGGCUAAGGACACAGGGUUGAAUUGUUUAUGACUAGAUUGAUGUAGAGAAACAACAGGAACAAGAAGUGUGGACCCUCUCCAUCAACUCCUGUUGUGCAAAGUCAGACUGCACGUCAGCUCCAAAGAUGAGGCAUAAUAAUACUGCUGGGUCAAUGGGCAUUUAUCAUGUCCCCAGUGCCCUACUCAACCAGAAGGAGUGAUUAUAUAAAAGUAGCAGAAGCUUCAGGGACUAUUCAGGUGAGUGGUGAGUAAAGUAACUUGCCCUCCACCAGUUAUUCUAAUAACUAGCGAAAAAUGUCAUUUAUCAGCCAAGCAUUUUCCAGGCUCCAUAUGCUGGUGUCCAGGAACCAGAACUCCCAGAUGGCCCAGACACCAUGCAGCCUCUCAUCCAGACAUCAGAAGCAGCAGAUGCAUGCUUCUACCCUAGAGGAACAGCUGACCAGGUUGGCCACAGGCCAGACCAUUUCUUAUCUUGCCAAGAGGAUGACCAGAACCUGCUCUCUGGAGCUGGAAAAUAGGCUGAAACCUCUUAAGCAAUUCAGGUGACAGGGAGGAAGAGGAGGUUGAAAUGGAGAAGGCCAGUACAGAAUGAGCUGCUCAAUGGAAUAAACCAGUUGGUCACCUGUCUUAACACCAAAAGCAUAUUCUAGUAGGUUAAUCAAAUGCUUUAAAUCUGAUCAAGGCCAAAUCUCUGUAGAUAACAAAAAUGUGAUUUGAGUGGAAUCUUAUUUCAUCACCACUUUCUUGAAUGUUCUCAAUCAUCCUAUCAGGCAGGGUUUAGACCACGCAUCUCUGCAGGUAGCAAGAGCUGUACCUUGUGGACACAGACCCUCCAGGGAGAGGUCUCCUGGCGGGAAGCAAUAUCCUCUAUGCCUAUACAUACAGCAGAUGUCAGCAAACUUUAUCUAUAAAGAGCCAAAUAGUAAAUAUUUUGGGUUUUGCAGGCCAUAUGGUCUCCAUUGCAAGUAUUCAACUCUGCCACUGUAGCAUGAAACAAGCCACAGAUAAUACAUAAAUGAAUGGAUAUGGCUAUGUUCCAAAAAAAAUUAUUUAUGAAUACUGAAAAAGCAGAAAAUCUGAAUCCAUAUUACUUUCACACAUCAUGAAAUUUUCUUUUGAUUUUUACUUUUGACCAUUUAAAAAUUGAAAAACUCUUCUGAGCCCAUGGGUCAUACAAAACCCUGCAGCCUGCCAGAUUUGACCUGUGGGUCACCUCUACCAUACGUUCAAGGAAAGCAGUCUUUCCAUUCACCAAAGGGAAGUAGAUUGCUUACACCCUUCCUUCAACUACCCAGGGGUUCUUGGCCUCCAAAAUGAACAACAAACAACUCCAUAGCCCUUAAUUAAGCUCUCUUAAAUGUCCAUGUUCCAGUGAGAAAAUGACAACAAAAAACACCUGUUAACUGGUCAAAUUGACUUGAACACAGGCAAGCAUUUAUCGAGAACACCAAGCCCUGGGUACAGGAGCUGACUGACCACUCAGCACUAACCCCCUUGAGCUCAGGGCCAACUCCCAGGCACAGUGCCUUCCCAGCAUGACUCAGCCCUAAUGAUUUCUAAGCAGGGGUGUUCAUUAUCUUGGACUGAUUUCCGUUUCAGUCCUGCUCAUGCCAUUGCUCUAAAAAUGAUCCUAAAGACUUUUGACUGUUUGAAUCAAUAGCAACAUAAUCAGUAGAAAGCCCUACCCAGCACAUUUCAAAAUUAGCAGUCUUUGUGGCUCUAUGAUUCAAUAUUAGCACGAGGAAGAAAAGAGGACUUUUUCUUAACCAUCCUUUCAAUGAAAUUAACCAAAUCAGUUUCAAGAAAAAAAGUGAAGGAGUGGGUUUAAUUCUUUGAAAGAAUUUACCAGUGAAAAGUAGAUGAUUUUCAAGUAAGCUCAUUCUCAAGCCUUUGGGGGAUCCCCAAAGGCCCUGCAAAAUACUCUGGAGGGCUAUGGAUGGUACAGGAUCCUCUAUCUGCAUCAGACUUUUAUUGAGGCUGACAAGCCAAAGCCCUUGGCACAAUUUAAUUUUCAUGUAAUCAUUUUCCGCUGCCCAGCUGUAGGCAAAGGAAAUGAGCAGUGAAAGUUUUGAAGUCUACUCCAGCACCUUCAUUGCCCUGCCUUUAUUUAUUUUAUUUUAUACAUUUAUUCUGUACCUACUUUAUAAAUCUUGCUCUAGUUUUCUUUCUGGCACCAACUAAAAAGGAGAGUUGGCUUAACAAGGGCUAUGGACUAGAAGUCAAACUUGACUCCAUCCCAAGACGACACAAAGAGACACAAGAAGGUACCUCUCCCAGCACCCCAUAAAGCAAUCAAACAUUCCCUGGAUGCCAUCAGUGAACAGAUGGGAUUCUGUGUUUGCAGCUAUGUUCAAUGUAAUUCAGCAAAUCCUUGCUAAGUGCCCAUGGUGUGCCAGGCCCUGUGCCAGAAACAGGGGGAUGGUGGAUGGAUGAGGUGUGGCCCUGCCCAGACAGGUCUCCCAGUCUCAUGAGCUAUUGGCAUGCUUCCUUUAUGGUGUUGGAGGCUGUCUGACAGCAGUUGGGACUGGUGCAGACAGAAAUUUGGACUUCGGGGAGGGAGCUAACUUGCUUUGGCAGUUCUCCUCCCUAAAUUAGAAGGCCAGUGUGAUUCUAGGAGCCCUCACACACAUUGCCAAGGCCAACGGAGGAGAGCUCUAGGCAAGCAGGCAAUGCUUUCCCUACAUGUUUCUAAUUCUGCCCCAGCCUGACCCAGAUCACUUAUGGAUGAAAGCCAGUCACCCCGCUUACAAGGUGAGUAUCACAUGGCUGAGAUUCGGUGAAAUUAGACAAAAGAAAGUUCUUCAAUAUGAAUUCCAGGCAGUCAGACCUAGAAAGUAAGCCAGGUACAGGGGCUGGUAUAUGCCAAGUUCCAAAGACAUGAAAAGCCUGAUGUGAAGAACACCCCUGAGGCCUGAAGUCAGAGCGGAGGAGGGAAGAAGGGCCUGACUUUGGAGGACCUGCUAAGGGGUCACGGGACACUGUAGAUCAGAGGCUCUCAAGAUAUAUCCCUGGACCAGAGCAGCACCUGGGGAUGAGUAAGAAAGGCCAAUUCUUGGGAUCCACCCAAGAGCUACUACAUCAGAAACCAGGGGUGGGCACAGCAGUGUACGUUUUAAGGCUCUCUGAUCCUGAUGCACUCUAAAGUUUAAAAACCACUGGUGUACAGGGUGAGGAUGACUUUCACUGGCUCGGGAAGGAGAUGAUUAAUAGAAUAAGAGAGUCAAUUACUAAUGUAGAAGAGGGGGGUGAAAGCAGAGCUCCCCACGAACAUUCCAGGGCCCUCCAGACUCUAGUCCAUAUUCCCUGAAGUAGUAAUUUCAAGAAACCUUGGGCCUAAUACCAACUCCAUUCCUCCCCGGGGGCAGGAGUUACCUCCUGCUCAUUUGGCCUCUUUCAAGAUUAAGAGAAGGCUGUGGUGAGGCUACCCAUCCCUAGGGAGGCAGCCUUCCAGAUUCUCAUUGAUAAGGAGACUCCUGUAGGGUCAUAUUUCCGGGGAAAUGAUUAAACUGUAGCAGUGUCCCUACAUCAGCAGGAGAACAGGUCCCCAUACAGCAUCUAUGCUGUGGAGCUGCCAGGGCCCCCAGAAAGUGGAGUGGGGUCAUCUAAGGACAUUGCCAGCUUUACUGCAGGGCUGCUCCAUCUGUAAUACAACGGGGUCAUGCAGCGUCACAAUCCCAAUACAAAAUUGGAUACAGAAUGAAUGGUUUUUCUUGGAAGGGCAGGAGCUCAUUCUGUAUGUUACUGAAAGUAGAAAAAAAAAAAAAAAAAAAACCCAAAACAAACCUGCAGCAUUCUCCACAGGCAGAAUCUAUGUUGGCCUUCGAACCUCUAGGACCUGCACACGUACCAAUCCCACCAGUUCCCUUCUCCCCUACCUCCCAGAGGCCUGGGGUCUGCCAAUUACUGACUUAGAUUUUUGAUUCAUGGCUUAAGCUCUGCAAAAGUCUACAACCUUUUGGGAGAAACUCCCUGGCAUUCUAUCAGUCACUUACACCUACGUCUGGUAUAGAAUCUGUCCUCACAUAAAGGUUGCUGGGAGUCAGAGAACGGGGGCACUGGGCCUUGGGCUGGAAGGACGAGGUGGAGUGGGCUGGAAGGGAACCCAGACACAUGGCCUUAGAGAGCUCGUGCCUGCUGUUCAGUUCCUAAGAACCCAGUUCCCUCUUGAUUAGGGGCAUAUUCCUGGUCCUACGUCCCCUGUCCUUGCUGAGUUCUCCCCCAAAUGCCCUAAAAGAUACCUCCAUGUCUCCAGCCCAGUUUAUGGAAAGAUCUUCUGAUUAAAUGCCCAACCAAUCCCCUGAGAGCACAGUAACCAUAUCAAGAACAAUCAUCUCUAACACAUUAGAUUAUGCUAAAAAAGAAAUCAGUAGAGUUUGUCAGUUGUUUGUGAGAUGUGUGGGAGAGAGCAGACCCCAGAGGGGAGAGGAAAGUUCCUUCCUGUUCAUGUCCCUUAGGUCCAGAAGAACCUUCUUUACAGCCUGGCCUCUCUUUGCAAAUUCUCUGAUGCAACAUCUCUCUCCCAAGACCUUAAGACAAUUUUGUUUUGCUAAAGUUAAGUCACUUAUUACAAAGUCCCUCAUGGGACAAAAGGAUGAGGAAUGGGAUGGCAGGAUGUGAGUGGAGAGGCCUUGGGUAGUUCUGGGAGCAGGAUGGGCUCUGUUCUCAUUGGCAAGUUUAGAUCUGUGUUCAGUGAGAGAUUGGUCAGGAGCUCCAAUCUAGCCAGGACACCAGGCCAAGAGAGAAUGUAUGAGGGGCAUUUACUGGGAAGACUAGACAGAGGUGUGUCACUGUGCAGGCCAUACCAGCCACUUGCAUUUGUCAGAAACAGGGGAGAACAGUGUCUCAACAUCAGCUGGUCCCUCCCAUUCUGAGCAGCAGAGCGGAGCUGCUGCCACUGGACUGUGGAGGUGUUACAUCUCCAGAGUCUGAGACCCACUCCGUGAGAACUGUCUGUGGAAUGAGCCAGAACCACAGUGCUCAGGCCCCCACUGGGGACCCUGACCAGGCCCCAGAAAACAUGGCUGUGUGAGGCUAUAUGGCCCUCUGCUCCUGCCACAUCUGCUGUCACAGGCUCCUUCGUCAAGGCAAGAAGAGUCACUUGCCUAUCCCAGCACUGUGGGUGCUUAGCACAGCACCUGGCCCACAGCAUGGGCUUGAUGAAUGGUCAAUUAAACAGAAUACCAGAGAUCACCUGACCUCAGCAAAUAGAUAGGAUGUGAAAAAUUAAGAUGCUUCAAUAGAAAAAGACUUCACCAUCUUUUCUCUUAAUAUAUAGGUUGUGAUCCUUCAUAAAAUCAGAGAAAGGAGUGGAAGUACAUAGACGGGGAGAAAAAGAACAGGAAUGGGUUGAUGGAGAACAGCCCCUUCCUAUCUAGAACCAAUAAAAGGUGCCCCUAAGCACAGAGCAGUUGGAGGGGCCUUGAGAAGCCCACUUGCUCCAUCCUCUAGGUCCUGGGCAGCAUCCUGACUGAGAAGGGGUCCUGAUCUGUUAAGGACCAUACUCCUGUGCUGCUCUGCAGCCCCUUUUAACAGAUUUUCUGUAGAGACCUGUCAAGGUGAAGCUCGACCCCCAACAGACAAA
This is a messenger RNA of Mustela erminea (ermine), 11605 nucleotides long. RefSeq names its product calsyntenin 2 (gene CLSTN2). The coding region runs from base 516 to 3386 and encodes 956 amino acids. The record is from RefSeq and is a predicted model, not a curated record. The transcript has 17 exons. Gene Ontology annotation, cellular component: postsynaptic membrane; cell surface. Gene Ontology annotation, biological process: homophilic cell-cell adhesion; positive regulation of synaptic transmission; positive regulation of synapse assembly. Gene Ontology annotation, molecular function: X11-like protein binding; calcium ion binding; amyloid-beta binding. Lineage: Eukaryota; Metazoa; Chordata; Mammalia; Carnivora; Mustelidae.